GCAGACUUGAACAGCAACAACUCCUUCGACUCGGGCGCAAGCCUGAUGUCCAACUUCAACAACGGAGGCUUUUCUAUGGACUCGGUGUCCGCAUUCACGGCGAUCAACGACCCUUCCGUUGCCGCCGGGUCUACGCGCACCGUGUCCCCCAAGGACAUUUUUAACGAUGCCUUUGGGUCUGCACCCCCUUCCACGGCGUUUACCAACCUUACUUCCCCUGAUAUUGGUGACUCCCCUUUCAUCAACGACAGCUUCGAGUGCUCGCCAAUGUUCAACGGCGAGCCGGUUAUUUCUGACACGAGCGACUGGUUCUCCCUGUUCCCGGAGCAGGAGACCAAGAUUCCUGACACUGUCUAUGCACCUGCCAUCUCCAUGCCUAUGGACCGCACUAUGAGCAGCCAGUCUAUGGAGCGAUCCGGUUCUUCCAGCACCGGUUCUCCUCUCGUUUUGGACAACUAUACUCGACGAAAGUCGUCUGUCACCAACUCACCUGCAACAAACGGCAUCAGCAAGUCUCGUCGGCGCAAGGGUCCUCUGCCCAGCAUCACCGUCGACCCCAGUGACAAGAUUGCCUUGAAGCGGGCACGCAACACCCUUGCUGCCCGUGAGUCGCGUCAGCGGAAGUUUGACCAUGUCAGCACCCUCGAGCAGCGCAACUCUGAGCUCGAAGCUGAAGUCGAAAAGUGGAAGAGCAUUGCUAUGGCUCAUGGAUACAGCGGACAGUGAAUGUCCUCGUCUCUCUCAUAUGGUUCCCAGUGGUCGUAAGGAGCUGGUGAAGAAACCAGCCUUGCCUUUCGGCAAAAGUUUUCCUUUCCGUGUUGUUUCCCGCGGUAUUUCCUUUCGCUUCUGUCGCCUUCCGGCUCCGGCUGGAUGGUGUCUCAUGCUUUGAUCUUAUAUUGUUGUCGCCGGUGUGCAGUCUCCCCUUGUGGUUUUCGAUUGACUCCGCCUGGUGUAGGUGGUAAUGUGGUGUUGUUCAUUUCUGAUUGAUGCAUUCAUAGUUGUGGAGCGCUUUCGUGCUGAAGCCUCUGGGAUAGUC
Molecule: messenger RNA, 1036 nt
Organism: Alternaria alternata
Lineage: Eukaryota; Fungi; Ascomycota; Dothideomycetes; Pleosporales; Pleosporaceae
Exons: 1
Coding region: 46-726 (226 amino acids)
Biological process (GO): regulation of DNA-templated transcription
Molecular function (GO): DNA-binding transcription factor activity
Source: RefSeq, a predicted model, not a curated record